This is a messenger RNA of Antechinus flavipes (yellow-footed antechinus), 1899 nucleotides long. RefSeq names its product homeobox C9 (gene HOXC9). The record is from RefSeq and is a predicted model, not a curated record. Lineage: Eukaryota; Metazoa; Chordata; Mammalia; Dasyuromorphia; Dasyuridae. The transcript has 2 exons. Gene Ontology annotation, molecular function: DNA-binding transcription factor activity, RNA polymerase II-specific; RNA polymerase II cis-regulatory region sequence-specific DNA binding. Gene Ontology annotation, biological process: regulation of transcription by RNA polymerase II; anterior/posterior pattern specification; proximal/distal pattern formation. Bases 93 to 875 code for a protein of 260 amino acids. Gene Ontology annotation, cellular component: nucleus.
AAAAUAAUUACCUGCCUUGAUUGUUCUGUGAGCAGAUAAAAAGUACAUAUACAGUUCAUACAAUAAUCUUAUGUAUGUAAAACCCUCUAACGAUGUCGGCGACGGGACCCAUCAGUAACUAUUACGUGGACUCCCUGAUCAGCCAUGAGAAUGAAGAUCUCCUAGCGUCCAGGUUCCCUGCCACUGGGGCUCACCCCGCAGCGGCCAGACCCACCGGCUUAGUCCCGGACUGUAGCGAUUUUCCGUCCUGUAGCUUUGCCCCUAAGCCGGCAGUGUUCACCACGUCCUGGGCUCCGGUCCAUUCCCAGUCUUCUGUCGUCUACCACCCCUACACCCACCAGCCCCACCUUGGAGCGGACACGCGGUAUAUGCGGACUUGGCUGGAGCCUCUGUCCGGGGCCGUCUCCUUCCCCAGUUUUCCAGCUGGGGGCCGCCACUACGCCCUCAAACCCGAUGCCUAUCCGGGCCGCCGGGCGGACUGUGGCCCGGGGGACGGGCGGAGUUACCCAGACUACAUGUAUGGCUCUCCCGGGGAGCUUCGGGACCGGACUCCGCAGGCUCUCCCCUCCCCGGAGUCGGACGCGCUGGCCAGCAGCAAGCACAAAGAGGAGAAGACAGAACUGGACCCGAGUAACCCAGUAGCAAAUUGGAUCCACGCUCGAUCUACAAGGAAGAAGCGAUGUCCCUACACCAAAUACCAGACACUGGAACUGGAGAAGGAAUUUCUGUUCAAUAUGUAUUUAACCAGGGACCGUCGGUACGAGGUGGCCCGGGUCCUCAACCUCACCGAGCGCCAGGUCAAAAUCUGGUUUCAAAACCGGAGGAUGAAGAUGAAAAAGAUGAACAAGGAGAAAACCGACAAGGAGCAAUCCUAAGAGCCAGCGACCCAGCGGCAGCCGAAGACGGCGGCACCGCCACCAACAAAACAACAACAACAACAAAAACCACACACAAAAAUACCCCAACCGGGGCGGGAAUGAGAUCGAGAGAGCAAGCAAUCGAGGAAGGGAGAGAGCGAGUGAGAGAGCGAGCAAAAAAAAAAAAGAAAGAAAGAAAAAAAGAAAGAAAGAAAAAAGCGAACCAUCUUUAAAAAAACACACACACACAAAACAAAACAAAAAAACAGAAAGAAAGAAAAAUGUUGUGAUUUGGGGGAAUUUCAGUGUUGAAAAUUUGGUGUUUAGAGUUAGUUCGCCUCAGCGACGAGGUGGCGGGGAGGAGGGGAGCCGCGUUCUCUCCUCCAGCUCAACGGCAUAGCUCACACACAUAACACAUAUGCACACACACACACACAUACACACACACACAAAACAUGUGAUUUUUCUUCCUCCUUUCUUCAGAGAAGCCAGUACUUGAAUCUCUAUAUCUCUAUUAUUAUUAUUAUUAUUAAUAUUAUUAUUGUUAUUAUUAUUUUAGUAUCUUAUUUGGUUCGUGUCUCUCCUCCCCGGGUCUGGGGCGCCCUGCGUGCAAGUUUUGUACGACAACCAAAAAAAAAAAAAAAAAAAAAAAAAGGAAAGAAAGAAAAGACACAAAAGAAAAAAAGAAAGAAAAAGAGAGGCCACGAAACCAGUGGUCCCGCAGCACCAGCGGCCUGGGCUUGAGCUGCAGCUGAAACUAAGCAGGGUUCCCUUCCUCUUUCCCUUUCUCCUUUCCUUCCUCCCUCUUUCCCUUCCUUCCCCCUUCCAUAGAGCCAGGGCUAGAGCCCGAGCCCGAGCCGGAGCCGAAGUCAAGGCCCGGAGCUGGCUCGCUGGCCGCCUGGGCGGCUUUGGGGGGCUUGUACAUAUUCGUGGGUUCCCUUCUAGUCACACAAAAGUCCUGUAUUGUCGUUCUGUUUGUUAUGGUAGAACAGCUCUGUGUUAAUAUAUCGAAGCCACUUAAAAAACAAGACAUCCAAACGCA